CCAACGUCACCUCUCUCCAAGGCUUUAGGAAAUCUGCAACUCAACUUCUAAUAAUUAGUAGAUAACCAGCGUCGAGAUAGCGUUCAGCAUCUGCACUUCGGACUAUGCCACAGACAUCUGCUCAGGCCGUGGAUGAGCUAUCAAAAGGCUUCUCGAACCUCUCGGCGAACACAAAGAAUCAGAGGCCGCCUGCGCCGUUCUCGUCCACCUUCCAGUCGUCGUUCCAGUCGUCGUUCCAGUCCCCAGGUUUUACCUCGACCUUCUCCAACAACUUCUCGAUCAACCUCGGGCCACCCAAGUUCUCAUCCAUCAACCUGCCAGCCACAGGCGUCAGCGUGCCGCAUGUCAGCUCCAAACUACGGCCCACUGCGGUGAACAUGGACGCCGCCGGCGCCAGCCAGCCGGCAGAGCCUGCGCAAAGCCAGGCCGACGACGACAACAACGAACACCUGCGCGAACGGCGCACAAAGUUCCGCUUCAAGUCCAAGCGAGACCACAGGUCCGCCUCACCAGACCGCGAAGCCCGCAGCCACCGCCGCCGCCGCUCAUCACAUCGCGACGCCCGGGCCGAAGACGAUGGCCAACCAAGCAGCCGGGCGGGGAGCCGCCAUCGCUCGGAGCGGAGCCACCGAAGGUCGCGGCAUAAACGGUCACGAGCUGAGGAUAAUAACGGGACGGCGGGUGGGCUUCCAGACGAUGCGCCCGCUCUCGACCCGGAGGCCGCCUUCCGCGAGUCCCUGUUCGACGCGAUGGCAGACGACGAGGGCGCCGCCUACUGGGAGGGGAUAUACGGGCAGCCGAUCCACAUCUACUCCCAGGAGGUCCCCAACCGGGAGACGGGGGAGCUGGAGCGCAUGACGGACGAGGAGUACGCGGCGCACGUGCGGCAGAAGAUGUGGGAGAAGACGCAUGCGGGGCUCAUGGAGGAGAAGGCGAGACGAGCCAAGAGGCGGGAAGAGCGGGCGCAGAGGGACAAUGAGGCCGAGGCGAGGUUAGAGGAGGAGAGAAGGAUACAGCGGGAGGUGGAGAGGAGUCUUAAGCGUGGCGAGGAGAGGAGGAAAAGGAGGGAGUGGGCGGACCGCUUCCGUGAGUAUGGUGCCGGGUGGGAGGGCUGGGAUGGGGGCGCGGACAGGAUCCCUUGGCCAACUAAAAGCGGUACGCGCAAGGACGUGGAAGAGGAGGAGGUCCGGGCCUUCUUCGUGAGGGGACUGGACCUGGAAACUCUAGGCGAAAGGGAGUUUGCCGCAAAGCUGAAGGAACAACGUGUACGCUGGCAUCCCGACAAGGUCCAGCAGAAACUUGGAGGGAGGGAGAAGGCAGAUGAGCGUGUCAUGAAGGACGUGACGGUUGUCUUCCAGGUCAUUGAUACACUGUAUGACGAUGUACGGUCCAGGUCCAAGUAG
Diaporthe batatas is the source of this 1403-nucleotide messenger RNA. RefSeq lists its product as uncharacterized. NCBI's taxonomy places the organism in Eukaryota, Fungi, Ascomycota, Sordariomycetes, Diaporthales, Diaporthaceae. Gene Ontology annotation, biological process: canonical NF-kappaB signal transduction. Bases 105 to 1403 code for a protein of 432 amino acids. The record is from RefSeq and is a predicted model, not a curated record. The transcript has a single exon.